This is a messenger RNA of Cicer arietinum (chickpea), 3045 nucleotides long. RefSeq names its product VIN3-like protein 1. The record is from RefSeq and is a predicted model, not a curated record. Gene Ontology annotation, molecular function: protein binding. Gene Ontology annotation, biological process: vernalization response; epigenetic regulation of gene expression. NCBI's taxonomy places the organism in Eukaryota, Viridiplantae, Streptophyta, Magnoliopsida, Fabales, Fabaceae.
AAAAACCGAACCCUACUCGCUUCACUUUUCUCUUUAAACUACCACAACUUCAACACGCGCCAUCUCGCGCGCGUGAAACCUUACUCAUCUUUCAACUCGUACAAUACAAGUUGAAAAUCAAUCAAUAAUAAACUAAAAACCCUUUUUUCUCUUUCUCUAUCGAAAUCACAAACAACAACAACAACAUAAACUAACAACAACCACCGAGUUUGUGUUUCUGUUGUUUUGUUUCAGAUUCGUAACGUUAAACCCUCAUUCUCCUUAAUUAGUUUCUGGUGUUCAAAGCCUUUCAUACUCCAACAAGAAUUGGCCAUUCAGAUGAUGCCUCAACGAGUGCUUAAUUCCUUCAUAAGUUUAUGAAAUCCGGUUAAAAAAAAAGGAACUUCCUUGAACCGUGCUUUGUUACCAACAAAAAAUUCUUCAUAAAAGCAGGAUGACUGAAACUAAGUCAGCUAGUAAGAUCGUCAAGAAACAGGACUCGAAAAAAGUUUCCGGCCUCGGCAAUCAGGCUUCGAGGAAGCAACAUCGCAAGGGAGAAAACCCUAUUCGAUUCGUGCCGGCUGCUGACCAUCCUCCUGAUUAUGGACAUUCAAACUCGUGGAUCUGUAAAAACUCGGCUUGUAGAGCAGUUCUAUCCAAAGAUGACACAUUCUGUAGAAGGUGCUCUUGCUGUAUUUGUCAUCUUUUCGAUGAUAACAAGGAUCCUAGUCUUUGGUUGGUAUGCAGUGAAUCUUCUCAAGGGGACUCUUGUGGAUUGUCUUGUCAUAUUGAGUGUGCACUUCAACAUGAAAAAGUUGGAGUUGUUGAUCAUGGACAACUUAUGCAACUUGAUGGUGGUUAUUGUUGUGCCUCCUGUGGCAAAGUUACCGGGAUACUCGGAUGCUGGAAGAAGCAGCUAAAUAUAGCGAGAGAUGCUCGACGUGUGGAUGUACUAUGUUACAGGAUAUAUUUGAGCUACAGGCUUCUGAACGGAACUUUGAGAUUUAAAGAAUUGCAUGACAUGGUUCAAGAGGCAAAGGCUAAACUAGAAAAAGAAGUUGGUCCUGUUAAUGGCAUUUCUUCCAAGAUGGUACGUGGCAUUGUCAGCAGACUCCCAAUUGCCAGCGACGUGCAGAAAUUAUGUUCUCUUGCUAUCGAGAAAGCUGAUGAGUGGUUGGCUAAGGUUGACAAUCCAGAAUCCAAAGAGGGUUCACUUCCUGCUGCAUGCAAGUUUGUGUUUGAGGAGGUAACAGCUUCCUCAGUCAAAAUCAUUUUACUUCAAAUGACAAAUGUAUCUUCUGAGGACAUUAAGGGAUACAAGCUUUGGUAUUACAAGAGUAGAGUGGAAUCACACACACAAGAUCCUGUUUGUGUGUUUCCUAAAGCUCAGAGGAGGAUUUUGAUAUCCAAUCUCCAACCUUGCACCGAAUAUACUUUUCGGAUCGUAUCUUAUACAGAUAUCGGCGACCUUGGUCAUUCCGAGGCUAAGUGUUUCACCAAGAGCAUUGAGAUAUUGGAAAAGAAUCCGUGUUCAUCGGUUGACAUGAACACUAAAAAGGAGAAUACUCAAACUGUAGGCAAUACUUCUGGCUCCAAAAUGGAGCCUGAGCCCGAUCCUACAAUGGCAGACUCCGGAUUCAAGGUUCGAGACCUUGGAAAGAUUUUGCACCUUGCUUGGGCUCAAGAACAAGGUUGCCUUGAAGGCUUUUGUCGAGCUGAUAUGAAAAAUUGCUGUGGUCAAAGUGAAACAAUCAAGCCUAGCAACCCAGAAGAGAAGUUAGUGCCUUUGGUUUCUCGAGACCUUGAUCUGAAUGUUGUUUCUGUGCCUGAUUUAAAUGAAGAACUCACUCCUCCUUUUGAGUCUUCUAGGGAUGAAGAUAACGGUUGCACUUUGCAGCAGGCUGUUGAGGCAGAUGAUGAUGCUGCUUCUCAUGAUUUAGAGAAGAACCUAGCAAGACCACAUGGUAGUGGUGGUUCACAAACAUGGAACCAUGGACUAACAGGAGAAGUUCCGGCCGUUGACUCCCGAGUAGUCAUAGAUGCAAGUAGGAAAAGGGUAGCAAGCACAAAUGAAGAGGCUCACGAUUGUGACAGCACCUUAAUAAACGGAUCUCCUUUACACGUAUCAGAUGGUUCGUUCUCCUUAGACGAGAACUUUGAGUAUUGUGUUAAAGUAAUUCGUUGGCUAGAAUGUCAGGGCCAUAUCAAGCAAGAGUUUAGGUUGAAAUUGUUGACAUGGUUUAGUUUGCGGUCGACGGAACAAGAACGUAGGGUGGUUAAUACUUUCAUUCAGACUCUGAUCGAUGAUCCGAGUAGUUUGGCAGGUCAACUUGUUGACUCAUUUUCUGAUAUUAUAUCCAACAAGAGGCCAAGAAAUGGGUUCAAUAAUAAGGCUGUGGCAAUAAAUUAAGAAGGGCGUGAACUGAUUCAUGUUACUCUCCGCAGUCAGGGAUUUUUUGCAUUCAUGUAGUGAGAACAUAUGUGGCUGUUCGAUCAAGAUCGGACUGUACUGUCCAAUCUUGAUCAAAUGGCCCCCGAUGUCCCGACUACGUGAAUGUAGGAUCCCUGACUACCCUGACUACACGAAAUCCGAAUUCAGAUUUCUAUUUGAUUCGUAGCUACUACUAGUAGUAUCCCUUUGAUUAGUGACACACCAAAACAAAUCACCAUGAUUGAUUUUGCCUUCAUUGUACAGGCAUUUUUUAUUACUCAUUGUUGAUUCAUUAUUAUUGGGACAAGUUAAUUGUCCUGCUAAAAUUGGAUUUGCAUUGAUGACUUUGGAGACAAGUGACUCAUUUUUCAUAUGAAGGGGAGGAUCUUUGGACUUGAAGUUUCAGGAUGUAGAAGGCAUUUUUUUUCUUUCUAUUUAGCAAAUUAUUGCAAUUUAUUUUUCAAUCAUGAAAUUUAAUCAUGGAAGAUAUUAAUUAGUGUUCAACUGUAUUGUUUUCCUUUAUUGACAAGCAACAUUAUAUCAUCACUUAUUGUAUUAAUCCAUUUAUGUCAUCGUUAUCUUGUUUUGUCACUCACUCCACUGUUGAGCUAAUAGUUGAAGAAGUUGUAUCGUAA